AACAAGCGACGGUAUACAUUUCCCAUGCAUUGGGGCCGGGGUCACGAAUCGUUGGCGACGCCAAUUUAUUCCGGAGUUUCGAACGACGGUACCUAGCUAGUAGUUUUAAUUCAACUUCCAUGAUAGAGUAGUAUAAAGCGCGAGGCAUGCACCAGUCGUUCGAUUGUAGUAACAUCGCAGGCGACCCACACCACGAGCGCCGACAGCAGUACUAUUUCGUAGCCAUGGCUUACACGUUCCGGAUCCACUGCCGCGCCUCCGACGACCACAGCCUCGCGCUCAUCGACGGCCAAGUCGUCCUCGCCGCCGCCGACCCCGGCGACGACCGCCAGCGGUGGUACAAGGACGUGAUGUACGCCGGCGGCCUCAAGGACGAGGCCGGCAACCCGGCGUUCGCCCUCGUCAACAAGGCCACCGGCGAUGCCCUCAAGCACUCCCUCGGCUACCAUCUGCCAGUGAGAGCGAUACGGUUCAACCCGGGGUGCCUGGACGAGUCGGUGCUGUGGUCGGAGAGCAGGGACGUGGCCGGCGGCUUCAGCCGCGUCCACAUGGUGAACAACAUGGAGUACAUCUUCGACGCCGAGCGGGGCGGCUCCGAGUACGGCGGCCCGCGCGACGGCACGCGGCUCAUCCUCUUCCGCUGGAUCCGCGGCGACAACCAGCUCUGGAGGAUCUCCGACGAGCCGGCAGGGCGUGGGCCGCCCAUGCGGGUCUCGUCUGAGUGCAACCAGGAGCUGAGCCUCACCGUCCGCGACGGCGCCGCCGUCCUCGCGAGCACGGAUCUGGAGGAUGACAAACAAGCUUGGAUCCAGAGCUUUCGGAACACCGAGCGCGUGACGGACUCGGAGGGGCGCAGCUCGUUCGUGCUGGUCAAUGAGGCCACCGGGAAAGCGCUGCGGCGCUCCCACGGUGACCAGAAGCUUCAGGUGGUCGGCUACUGCCCGGACUCGGUGGACGUCGCGCUGCUGUGGACGCGGGGUGGCGAUCUUGGGGAAGGGUACCACUGCAUCCGCAGGGUCAGCGACCUCGGCUACGUCCUUGACGCGGCGGAGGGUGUACCCGAAACCGGCGGGGCGCACGACGGGACGCCCGUCAUCUUGUUCCCGGCCAACGGGGGCCCGAAUCAGAAGUGGAAGAUGACGCCGUUCCAUUGA
Messenger RNA from Triticum aestivum (bread wheat), 1154 nucleotides. Its product is annotated as ricin B-like lectin R40G2. NCBI's taxonomy places the organism in Eukaryota, Viridiplantae, Streptophyta, Magnoliopsida, Poales, Poaceae. Bases 147 to 1154 code for a protein of 335 amino acids. The transcript is spliced from 4 exons. The record is from RefSeq and is a predicted model, not a curated record.